AUGGCGGAUCAAAUAUAUCAUAAAUUGAUUAAUGAAAAUAUAAAAAUGUUAUGUAAUGAUUUACUACCGAAUGAAAAGAAAGAUGAGAAAAAAAAAGAAUAUUAUAAUAAUAUGAAUAUUAAUUGUUCUUCCAAGUGUGAAGAAUUAUGUAAUAAUAUAAAUGACAGAUUACAAAAAAUAAAAGACAUUGUACAUCUUAGAUCAACAAAGGCAAAUGGUAUUCUUAUUGAAACUUUAAAUUAUAUUAAAGAAUAUAUUAAGGAAAUUGAAAAAUAUAUCCAAAUUUUUAAUAAAUUAAUUUACGAAGAAAAUAGGGCUUAUCUCUUUAUUGAAGAAAUUUUUAAUACACUAGAAAAUCAAAAUCAAAAUAUUCAAAAAAUUUAUAAUAUAUGUAGUAAAAAUAUUGUAAUCACAAAAAAUAACAAUGAACUUAUUUUAAAAAAUCCAAAAGCAUGUUCUUCUCUUUCAUAUGAGUUUGUUAAUAAUUUGAUGAAUUCAGGACAACAGAAAAAUAAUAAUAAUAAUAAUAAUAAGAAAGAGCAAAUAGUACAGCAACAUAACAUAGAAAAUCAAGGAGCAAAUUAUUUGAAUUAA
Molecule: messenger RNA, 594 nt
Organism: Plasmodium falciparum 3D7
Lineage: Eukaryota; Apicomplexa; Aconoidasida; Haemosporida; Plasmodiidae
Gene: SKA1
Product: putative spindle and kinetochore-associated protein 1
Source: RefSeq, a predicted model, not a curated record